Messenger RNA from Galeopterus variegatus (Sunda flying lemur), 7251 nucleotides. RefSeq names its product natural killer cell triggering receptor (gene NKTR). Gene Ontology annotation, molecular function: peptidyl-prolyl cis-trans isomerase activity. Gene Ontology annotation, cellular component: nucleus. Gene Ontology annotation, biological process: protein folding; protein peptidyl-prolyl isomerization. The record is from RefSeq and is a predicted model, not a curated record. The transcript is spliced from 17 exons. NCBI's taxonomy places the organism in Eukaryota, Metazoa, Chordata, Mammalia, Dermoptera, Cynocephalidae. Bases 78 to 4487 code for a protein of 1469 amino acids.
UUCAGUGCUUUCUCGUCUGCUCACAGGGAGACGCUCAGGCUGGAGGCCAGCAAGCUCUUGCCGCCGCCUCGGUCGCGAUGGGGGCGCAGGACCGGCCGCAGUGCCACUUCGAUAUCGAGAUCAACCGGGAGCCGGUUGGUCGAAUUAUGUUUCAGCUCUUCUCAGACAUAUGUCCAAAAACAUGCAAAAACUUCCUUUGCCUAUGCUCUGGGGAGAAAGGCCUUGGGAAAACAACUGGGAAGAAGUUAUGUUAUAAAGGUUCUACAUUCCAUCGUGUGGUUAAAAACUUUAUGAUUCAGGGUGGGGACUUCAGUGAAGGUAAUGGAAAAGGUGGAGAAUCAAUUUAUGGUGGCUUUUUUAAAGAUGAAAACUUUAUUCUCAAACAUGACAGAGCGUUCCUUUUGUCAAUGGCAAAUCGAGGGAAACAUACCAAUGGUUCCCAGUUUUUCAUUACCACAAAACCUGCUCCGCACCUGGAUGGGGUGCAUGUUGUUUUUGGACUGGUUAUUUCUGGUUUUGAAAUAAUCAAACAAAUUGAAAAUCUGAAAACUGAUGCUGCAAGCAGACCUUAUGCAGAUGUGCGAGUUAUAGACUGUGGGGUGCUUGCCACAAAAUCAACAAAAGAUGUUUUUGAGAAAAAAAGGAAAAAACCAACUCAUUCAGAAGGCUCGGAUUCGUCUUCCAAUUCCUCUUCCUCUUCCGAAUCAUCUUCAGAAAGUGAAAUUGAACAUGAGAGAAGCAGAAGAAGGAAACAUAAGAGGAGGCCAAAAGUUAAACAUUCUAAAAAGAGACGAAAGGAAGCAAGCAGUUCAGAAGAGCCAAGGAAUAAACAUACAAUGACCCCAAAAGGUCACUCUGAGAGGAGUGAUACCAAUGAAAAAAGGUCAAUAGAUUCAAAUGCUAAAAGGGAAAAGCCUGUGGUCCGCCCAGAAGAGAUUCCUCCAGUGCCUGAGAACCGAUUUUUACUCAGAAGAGAUAUGCCUGUUGUCACUGUGGAACCUGAGCCGAAGAUUCCUGAUGUUACACCUGUAAGUGAUCAGAAACCAUCCGUAUCAAAGUCUGGACGAAAAAUUAAAGGAAGAGGCACAAUUCGCUAUCACACACCUCCAAGGUCAAGAUCCUGUUCUGAGUCAGAUGAUGAUGACAGCAGUGAAACCCCUCCUCAUUGGAAAGAGGAAAUGCAGAGAUUGAGAGUAUACAGACCACCUAGUGGAGAAAAAUGGAGUAAAGGAGAUAAGUUAAGUGAUCCCUGUUCAAGCCGAUGGGAUGAAAGAAGUUUGUCCCAGAGAUCCAGAUCAUGGUCCUAUAAUGGAUAUUAUUCAGACCUUAGUACAGCAAGACACUCUGAUAGUCACCAUAAAAAACGCAGAAAAGAGAAAAAGGUUAAGCAUAAAAAGAAAGCUAAAAAGCAGAAACACUGCAGAAGACACAAACAGACUAAGAGGAGAAGGACUGUUGUACCAUCUGACAUAGAAUCCUCAAAAUCUUCCACUCGACGAAUGAAAUCCCCUUGUGAUAGAGAAAGGAGAUCUCGUUCUUCCUCUUUAUCAUCUCACCACUCAUCAAAGAGGGACUGGUCUAAAUCUGAUAAGGAUGACCAGAGUUCUUCAACCCAUUCCAGCAGAGACUCAUACAGAUCAAAAUCUCACUCACAGUCUUAUUCUAGAGGAAGCUCAAGAUCAAGGACUGCAUCAAAAUCCUCAUCACAUUCUCCAAGUCGAUCAAAAUCCAGAUCUAGUUCCAAGUCGGGGCACAAAAGGACAGCAUCAAAAUCACCAAGAACAACAACUUCUCAGUUAAGUGAAAAUAAGCCAGUUAAAACAGAACCUUCAAGAGCAACAGUGCCACAAAAUGAAAACGUAGUAGUACAACCAGUGAUAGCGGAAAAUAUUCCUGUAAUACCGUUGAGUGAUAGUCCCCCUCCUUCAAGGUGGAAGCCUGGACAGAAGCCCUGGAAGCCCUCUUAUGAGCGAAUUCAGGAAAUGAAAGCUAAAACAACCCAUUUGCUGCCCAUCCAAAGCACUUAUAGUUUAGCAAAUAUUAAAGGAACUGGUAGUUCAUCAUCCUACCAUAAAAGAGAAAAAAAUUCACAAAGCGAUCGGAGUGCUUAUUCAAAAUACAGUGAUAGAAGUUCAGAAAGUUCACCAAGGUCAAGGAGCAGGUCGUCUCGGAGUAGAUCUUACUCCAGAUCGUACACAAGGUCACGUAGUCUAGCUAGUUCACAUUCAAGGUCUAGGUCUCCAUCAUCUAGAUCUCAUUCACGAAAUAAAUACAGUGAUCAUUCACAGUGUAGUAGAUCAUCUUCAUACACUUCUGUUAGCAGUGAUGAUGGAAGGCGAAUCAAGAGGAAAUCUAGAUCCAAUGGGAAAAAAAAUAAUGCUUCAAAUAAAAGGCACAGCAGAAGCUCUGAAAAGACACUUCAUAGUAAAUAUGUCGAAGGCAGGGAUAAAUCUUCAUGUCAGAGAAAGUAUAGUGAAAGCAGGUCAUCUUUAGAUUAUUUUUCAGACAGUGAACAGUCAAGUGUUCAGAUUACACAGUCAGCCCAGGAAAAAGAGAGGCAGGGCCAAAAGGAUAUAACAAAUAGCAAAAAAGAAAAAAACAGAGAUGAGGAGAAAUCCAAGCCUAAACGGGAAUGCCUUCGUUCAAAAAAAAGAACUUCGAAAGAGAAUCUUUCUGAUCACUUUAGAAAUGGCAGUAAGCCCAAAAGGAAGAAUUAUGCUGGGAGUAAGUGGGACUCUGAGUCAAAUUCAGAACGAGGUGUAACUAAAAACAAUAGAAAUGAUUCCCGGCCAUCUUCUGAUAAGGAGGAAGGUGAGGCCACCUCAGAUUCUGAAUCAGAGGUUAGUGAAAUUCACACCAAAGCCAAACCCACAACAAAAUCUUCAGCAAAUACUUCAUUGCCUGGUGAUAAUGGUGCUCAGAAAUCAAGCAGACAGCAGUCAUCAGCUUCUGAUUCUGAGGACUCCUAUUCCAAUUCAGAAAAUAAUAGAGGAAAGUUGCUGAAGCACAAACAUGGGUCAAAGGAAAAUCUUAAAAGGGAACACACCAAAAAAAUGAAAGAGAAAUUGAAAGGGAAAAAAGAUAAAAAGCACAAGGCUCCAAAACGAAAACAAGCAUUUCACUGGCAGCCUCCACUAGAAUUUGGUGAAGAGGAGGAGGAGGAGAUUAAUGAAAAGCAAAUUACCCAGGAGUCAAAAGAGAAAAAACAAGUAUCUGAAAACAGUGAAACCAUAAUAGAUAAUCCCAAAACUGAGAAAUCCUGUGAAGAGGGCGGCAUUUCAGGUAAACAUAAUACAAUGACUGUUUCAUCAGAUCUUGAUCAUCUUACUAAAGACGAUAGUAAACUCAACAUUUCUCCCACAGCUUUAAAUACUGAGGAAAAUGUAGCCAUUUCUCCCCCAAAUAUUCAGCAUAUUGAAGAAGGUGUCCCAAGUGGAGUGGAGGAUGUGCUUCAAACAGAUGACAACAUGGAGAUUUGCACUCCUGAUAGGAAUUCCCCAGCCAAGUUAGAGGGGGCUUCCCCUCUAGGAAAUUCAAGGCUUGACUCUCCAGAUACAAGCAUUGUUCUAAAGCAGGAUAUGCAAACAGAACAUCCUGAAGCAGUGGUAGUACAACAGGAAAGCGGCAUGUCUGAAAGCAAAACUAUGGGUGAAAAGAGGAAACAGGAGGGCAGCUCUGCUAGUUUGGCCAAUGCUGUAGAAAAUACUGGGAAAAAGGAGGUAGCUGAGAAGAGCCAGAUCAACGUCAUGGAUAAUAAAUGGAAGCCUCUGCAAGGUGUGGGGAACCUGGCAGCACCUGCUGCUACCAUAUCCAGUGCUGUGGAAGUUAAGGCAUCAACUACUGUGCCUGAAAUGAAACCACAAGGCUUGAGAAUAGAAAUUAAAAGCAAAAACAAAGUUCGGCCUGGUUCUCUCUUUGAUGAAGUAAGAAAGACAGCACGCUUAAACCGGAGACCAAGAAAUCAGGAGAGUUCAAGUGAUGAGCAGACGCCUAGUCGGGAUGGUGAUAGCCAGUCCAGGAGUCCAAGCCGAUCUCGAAGUAAAUCUGAAACCAAAUCAAGACACAGAACAAGGUCUGUCUCGUAUAGUCACUCAAGAAGUCGAUCAAGAAGUUCUACAUCAUCUUAUCGGUCAAGAAGCUACUCUAGACCUAGGUCUAGAAGUCGGAGCAGAGGAUGGUACAGCAGAGGCCGAACCAGAAGCCGUAGCAGUUCCUACCGCAGUUACAAAAGUCACAGGACAUCCAGCAGGAGCAGAUCCAGGAGCAGCUCGUAUGAUCCCCACAGUCGGUCCAGCAGGUCCUACACUUACGAUAGCUACUAUAGCAGGAGUCGGAGUCGAAGUAGAAGCCAGAGGAGUGACAGUUACCACAAAGGCAGAAGUUACAAUAGGCGGUCCAGGAGUUGUAGAUCUUAUGGCUCUGACAGUGAAAGUGACCGAAGUUACUCUCAUCACCGGAGCCCCAGUGAAAGCAGCAGAUACAGUUAAAAAUGUCCUUUUUUGAUACAAAUUAUAUCUUAUUUGUAAAUAUCUGGUAACUUAAAAGUUUAAGAAACUUAAUUGCAGUCUUUUUCUGUUUCAGUAUCAGAGAUGAGUUUCAAAUAUAGACACUUCUUAAUUGUUACUCAUUCAUUUACAUAUGCGCAGAAGAAUUUAAGAUACAGAUAUGUCUCCUACAAGUAUUUUUAAUGCCACAUUUUACAGCAGCCAACUAUGGAAAUGAGUUUCAUUUUCUUGAAUCAAGAAAUUGUGAAAUUUAUCUAAGUAUAAUUUGCAAUAUUACUUUAGAUAGACUGUUUCUCUGCAUCUCACGUAUUCCUUGGAAUAUAGAUUCAUUUUUGCCCAUUUUUCAGGUUUUAGCAUAUAUGCUGCCAAGCAUAGUACUGUGAAGAAGAACUGUUAAAGGCAGCCAAAUAUUUAUAUACCAAUGACACAGAGUUUUGUACAUGUGUUCUCAAAAACAAACCACCCAGAUUGAUACCAAUGGUAGCCAGGAGUAUAAGGCAGUGGCUUUGGGGUUCUUAUUUCAUUCAUUCCUUCUUUUCUGUCUCAGAGGAUCAGGAAAGUGGUCAUCAUACAGCCCACAGUCUGCAUUACUUCAGGCUGGCAGGCAAGGUUAAGAACAAAUCAGCCUUAACUAUAAAUAUCUGCACUGUCUCUAAGGACUUAAUACUUUAUGUGCUUUUUAAUAAAUACUAUCAGAAGUUUAGAUUACAAAAAACAAUUCUACUCCAGUUCAUGCUUUGGUGCUUGGUACCUCUUGGUGCCUCUUUAAGCAUUAUUCUUUUCUACAUCAGAAUACCAUUAAAGAGAAAAAUGAUUUUUUAAUUUUUUAUUCAUUGGCACCGAAAUGGUUUCUUCUGAUCUGCCUUUCAUUUUAAAUAUUUGGGGGCUUCUCUCAAGCACAGAUAUGGGUUGGGGGUCCCCUGUAGCAAGCAGGAUUGGCAAUAGAGGGUGUACCCACGUCUGUAGCAUGUGUGUGCCUCUGAAGAAUGGACUUUAGAAGUAACACCAAAAUCUAACUACCAUCAUCCUGGAGACAUUUUGCAGGGCUUUAGUUUUAAGUUUUUCAAGUAAGGGAUAUGCCACAACAGCAGCUGAACUAUUCUAACCAGAAUGUUUUUCCUGUUUCCACUCUGACCACACCGACUCAAUGAAGCGUUGCAUGACCUGAGUAAACCUAGGACAAGAGACAGGAGAAGUGGAGAAUAGGGUGCUGCAUAAGUUAUACAUUUUCGUGGCUUUGGGUGGUUCCUCCAAAAAUAAUUUGAUCUGUAAAAACUAGUGUGAUUUUUUUUUUAAUCUUUAGUUUGUAUUUUUUCCCAAAGUGUACUUAAUCACCUUUGUGCCAGUUUAAUCCAGUUAUGCAGAAAAAAUUCAUAUUGGAUGUUUGAUGUAGAAUUCUGCAUCAUCCUACCCCAGGCCUUGCCUGGCAUAUUUGGGAAAUGGGAAAGAGCUCUCAGUUGGAGGGAUCUGACAACUUUUGAUGGAUGGAUGGGUGACGGUGGAUGUAUUAAAACUAUCACCUAUAGAAGGUGUGUAAACAGGGUUAGGUGAUUGGUUGUUUGCCAAGUUGAUAGACAAAAGUACAUUAGAAAACAGGACUUAAAUCAAACAAAUAGUACUUGAUAGUGAAUACAAAACAAUUUGUGAUUCAAAUUAAGGGUUUUCGAAAGUUGCCUGCAAAGGAGAAUAUUGCUUUAAUACUAUUCAGUGGGAAAAACAAUGCAUUCAGAACCCAAACAGAAACUGCCAAAUCUGGUUAGGUUAAGAAAAGUUACCCUUGGGCAGUGUAUUAGUUUUCUAUUGCUGUGUGACAAAUUACCCCAAAUUUAGUAGCUUGAAACAACACCAAUUUAUUAGCUCACAGUUCUGUAGCUCGUGGGUCCAGCAUGGUAUGGCUGGAUUCUCUGCUCAGGGUCUCACAAGGCUGAAAUCAAGGGUUGGCAGGGCAGCAUUCCUUUAUGGAAGCUCUGGGGAAGAAUCUGCUUCCAAGCUCAUUUAGGUCAUUGGCAGAAUUUAGUUCCUUUAUGGUUGUCAGCUGGGGGCCUCUCAGCUCCUUAAAGCUGCCCCCAUUCCUUCCUGUAUGGUCCCCUACAUCUUCAAAGGAGCAAUGACCCUUCUCUUUCUCAUGCUUCAAAUAUCUAUGCCUUCCUACUCUAUUUUAAGGGUCCAUGUGAUUGGAUCAAACUCACAAAGAUCAUCUCUCUAUUUUAAGGUCAGUUGUGCCAUAAAACAUCAUAAUCACAGGAUUCAAUAUCUCGUCAUAUUCACAGGUUCUGAGGAUUGGCACAUGGAAGUGGGGGAGGGGCAUUUUAGAAUUCUGCCUACCACAGGCAGUAACUUUGCCCAUCUCAGCUGUGGGUAGAAUUUUAUCCUGAAAAGGUAGGCCCUAGAAGCCUCAUUUGUUUUCUUCAUGAAAAAGGACAGCCCUCUGCUGCAGUAUUCAACUUGUGUGUUUACUGAAGUGAACUACAGAAAUGGCUUUUCUUCCUAUAGGGUGUUGUUCUGUAUUUUGAAGUUAUUUUUAAUAAAAUUGAAUUAUGUUGUGUUUGUGCUUCUUAAUAGAAAAUGCAUUAUUGGACUGUUUUGUAACAUCCUGUUUACUGCAAAUGAAAUAGCUAGUAUUGCUGAAACUAGAAAAUACUUUUGUACAUAUUAGCAAUGUCUUAUUUGUAUACACUUGAAUUAAAUUUCCCUAUAACUUGAAAGAGGGAUCUUGUAGAAAUUAAAAUAUAUAUACUUAGUCUAA